Periophthalmus magnuspinnatus is the source of this 3481-nucleotide messenger RNA. It is a transcript of the gene cerk, whose product is annotated as ceramide kinase. The transcript has 13 exons. NCBI's taxonomy places the organism in Eukaryota, Metazoa, Chordata, Actinopteri, Gobiiformes, Gobiidae. The coding region runs from base 138 to 1757 and encodes 539 amino acids. Gene Ontology annotation, molecular function: kinase activity. The record is from RefSeq and is a predicted model, not a curated record.
GCUGCAAGUGCGUUUCUCUUUGCACUGGGGAAAACGCGCUCCUACAUGCGGCCGGUUCCAAAGUUGACAUGAGGACGACCAAGAGGCUGACAAGCAUUGAAAUGUCCUCAGAGUGACCCCUCGGAGCAACAGACAUCAUGGACAAACAGCACAGGUUACUUUCAAUGCGUCUUUUCCUCAAACAAGCCGAGGUAGAAGUUGUACUGAACCGCGUCGUACUGUCAUGGAGGGAAAUACAGAGGAACACAAAACACGACUCUGACAUCAGCUGCCCAGUAGAUACAACAGUGAGCCAGGUGGUCCAGGUGAGUGAGAUAGUAUCUGUCCAGAAGACGGAAGAGGGACAUCUACAGUCCAGCAGGAGGAAGAGCAGCGCCAAGCAACCCAGCCAGCUGUUCACUAACGCCUUCACAGUCUCCUAUGUGCGGCGGGCCGGUAAACACCAGUGGCGCUGCAGUGAUGUGGUGUUCCUGUGCCCGGACCAGAGCACGUGUGAGCAGUGGGUUAAAGCUAUCAGCAAUCAGAUCACAUUACUGACUAACCGACCAAAGCGCUUGCUUGUGUACAUCAAUCCCAUCGGUGGGAAGAAGCAGGGAAAGUGGAUUUACGACCAAAAGGUGGCACCGCUUUUUCAUAAGGCAUGCGUCUCAACUGAUGUAAUUGUUACAGAGCGAGCCAACCAUGCAAAGGAACAUCUUCAGACAGAGGCUGAUCUGGACAAAUAUGACGGGCUGGUGUGUGUAGGUGGAGAUGGCAUGUUCAGUGAAAUUGUCCAUGGUUUAGUGACUCGAACUCAGAACGACAACAAAGUGGACCUGAACGACCCGGGGGCUGAGCUAGCGCGGCCUUCUCUGAGGAUCGGCAUCAUCCCAGCAGGCUCCACUGAUUGUAUCUGCUUCAGCACAGUGGGCACCAACGAUCCGGUCACGUCUGCUUUACACAUCAUUGUGGGUGAUUCGCAGCCGAUGGACGUGUGCUCGGUCCACCACAACAACUCCUUCCUCAGAUUCUCUCUCUCGCUGCUAGGAUACGGUUUCUACGGAGAUGUGCUGUCCGACAGUGAGAGGAGAAGAUGGCUGGGCCCCGCUCGCUAUGACCUCGCUGGGGUAAAAACCUUUCUCAACCACAACUACUAUGAAGGAACUGUGUCAUUUUUACCCGCUGAGGACGACGUGAGCAGCCCCAGAGACAAACUGCAGUGCCGAUCAGGGUGUCGUGUCUGCCAGCACAUGUCGGCCGUGACAAAGACGACUGCCAAAGAUAGACGUGAUGGCUGGAAGGUGAUCAACGGGAAAUUCAUGGCCGUAAACGCCGCCUGUAUGAGCUGUGCCUGUCCCCGCAGUCCCAAAGGCCUGUCCCCCGCGGCGCACCUCGCAGACGGGACCGUAGACCUCAUCCUGGUCCGAAAGUGCUCCAGGAUUGACUUUUUCAGACACCUGCUAAGGCAUACUAACAAGGACGACCAGUUUGACCACGUGUUUGUCGAGGUCCACCGAGUCAAGAAGUUUGAUUUCCAGCCACGGAACAGUGAAACGGUUUCCCUGGAGGACCUCAGUGAGAAGAGCACCUUUACACCGGUAUGCCCCGGCCCCUGCACGUGUAACUGUGGCUCCGCCCACAGCAGCUGGACCUGCGAUGGCGAGAUCCUGCCUCAUAUCGCCAUUCAAGUCAGUGUCCAGUGCCAGUUGGUUCACCUGUUUGCCCGUGGCAUUGAAGAGACACAAGAACAGCAACAGUUUGUUUUUGAGGAUCUCUGACAAUGUGGAGACUAAUAUUUAGCUGCAAAAGGCUGAGUGGAUCUUGGCAAGAAGAAGAUACAAAUAUGUUCUUAUGUUUAUUGUACAAAAACAGGUGAUACUACAGUAAUCCUAUUUCAAAGUGAUUUUGAAUUGAUAUAUAUGGAGAAUACUGGUUUGCAAAGGCAGACCAGGUGUUAUUGUUGUAGUUAGAUUCCUGUGCCAUUGCCACAGCUUGCUCAAAGUUUGACUGUGGGCAAGAAUGUUCUUUUCUCCAAGUGCCUUAUGAAGCCUAAGCUAUUCCUUUAAAAGGUAACAUGAAAGUAAAAAAGUGUUAAGAGAUUUUUAUAGACAAAAUAUGUUUAUCUGGUGCCAUUUGGAGCUUGAAAUGCAAUAUGCCCAGUUUUUCUAUCUUAAAAGUGACUUGUGCAUUUCUUUGAAAAUAUGUUUUCACUUUGCAUCUAAAGGAAAACAGAGUUCCACAUUGAGCAUGACUGAGCUGGCCUCAACCAACAAUCUUUUUUUUUUUUUUUUUUACCUUUUGUCAUGAAGGACAAUUCAAAUUGAAUAUUCUCUCAGAGAGACAUUUGUGCUCUGGAAGGCCAGUGAGCCAUAAAGAUAAACUUAAAAGCACAAAAAACAAAGCACCUAGAUCUGAUUGUUACUUUGAUCUGAUUGUUGUAACUGUGGCCCCGGUGAAGUUGAUUUUAGCCAGAAGCGCUAAUGGAAAGCGGAAUACUGUGCUAAUACUCUAACAUUGCCCCAAUGGAUUGUGGGUAAUAAGGCAAAGUGGUGACUAAGUGAUCCGGGGCUUCUCUGCACUGCUGCUCUGCACCUGUGACUCUGAGAUCUGAUCUUCACUGGUAAAACCAAUGAUAGCUCAAUCAUCAGAUGAGGUUAUGCACAUUUACAAACCUUUAAUCCUCAUUAGGAAUAAUCUGGUGGUCUGGAAAUAAACCCAGUCUGCUCUUUAAUAGAAGCAUUAUUUCAAUAGAAUCAAAUAAAGUAAAAUCAAAGACAGUUAUAAGUACAUAUAAUGUAAAUUCUUACUUUAUGCAUUAAAUAGCACAUACAUCAGCCUUUUGGUAAUACUAUAAUUACUACAUGUUAAAGCAUGGAUAUUACCUGAGUCGUUUGGAGCUAGCGUCACUUGAUUGAAAUACUUCUGUCAUGUUGUUUUUUACAGUUACCCCUGGCUAAACAUAAUUUUUGCACUGUUCCACCCAAUAGUUCAGCUCCCUAUUAAAUACAUGUGAGUUGUUUUAAUUAUUCCUCUAAUCUCAUCACUUAUUCAGAACUAUGCAAAAUUGUGAGAAGGAAGAAGCCAAUUUUGCAAUGAUGAAUACAAAUUUAAAUGGCUCUAACCUUAUUUCAUUCAUAUCAAUUAGACUAUGCUUAGUACUGUACACUAUGUUUUUGUCUUUAUAUUCCUGAGGUGGUGAGUCCUUCUCUGUGCACUUGUUCAUUUCACGCUGUAAAAGUCGGCUCUCCAUGAACGUGGUCCAACUCCUAAUACAGGCCUAUAAUGUUUCACCUUCAAAUCUACUUUAGGAUGUUCUUCUGGUGCUUUUAAAUCUCUGAAAUGUACAAAACACUGCAGAAAGAUGUGAGGGGAUGCAACAAAAGUUAGAUGUUUAUGACUGAGAAGACAAAAAUGUGCUACGUAUUGCAAGUACUCUAUGCGGUGUGUAUCUCUGUAGAUGACUAAUUUAUUUGCUUAAUAAAAUCUUUUGAAAUCACAUGUU